Molecule: messenger RNA, 1624 nt
Organism: Clarias gariepinus (North African catfish)
Lineage: Eukaryota; Metazoa; Chordata; Actinopteri; Siluriformes; Clariidae
Gene: bag4
Product: BCL2 associated athanogene 4
Exons: 5
Coding region: 131-1114 (327 amino acids)
Biological process (GO): protein stabilization
Cellular component (GO): cytoplasm; membrane; nucleus
Molecular function (GO): protein-folding chaperone binding; adenyl-nucleotide exchange factor activity
Source: RefSeq, a predicted model, not a curated record
AUACAUAAAAAAAGAAGAAAAAAGAAUGAGCGACUGGCAUUAGCAUUGGACUGGAUGGCUUGUGCAGCAGGAAACGCGAGCAGGUCCUGAAUCAGACGCUUAAAACUCGGUACACAGCUGGAGCAGCGCCAUGCAGGAUUCGACGCCGUACUGCGGGUAUCCACCCAACUACUGGUACGCUCCUCCAGCCGGGGCGUACACCGGCGCCUACCCGUCCGGGGCCGAGAUCAACGGGCAAGCAGCGUACAAUCCACAGGCGAUGCCUGCCUAUCCGAACGGAGUGUAUAACCCGGGUCAGUACCCGGCAAACGUCCUCCACCCGUCCAAUCCGUUCUACUGCAGCGAUCAGAUCCCACCGAGGCAGCCUGCGUACCACGGUCAGGACCGGACCCCGGCCAGCUCCCCUCAGCCCCCGUACCCUGUCCCACACUGCCAGGGGGCUCCUGGAUUUCCGCCCAGCUCGUACCCGCCCUACGGAGACGCCUGUCCUCCUAAUGCCCCCUACCCCGCCCAGCAGCCCGUACCCUCUCACCCUCAGCCUGAACCCUGGCCUCAUUCAGCAGGAUACGGUCCCCAGGCGCACUACCCCAACCAUACACGCCCUCCGCCCUGGCAUGGGCCUGCACCGCCUCCGUAUGACCACAUCAAGCACAAGGAGCCUCCGUAUCCCGGUCACCUGAACAACCGAAAUCAACCCAAACCUCGACCCGGUACGCCGAACUCCAACCCCGCCCCCACCCCGGCCGAGUUCAGCGCCCCGCCUCAGAUCUACAACAAACCGUCCCCCGGAGGCGGAAACCAGCCCAAACCGGCGCCGCAGCCCAGAGAGCCUCCUCCGUCUGCACCCCAGCCCCCGAGCGGUGGAGAGAACCCGGGGCUGGCCCGCGUGUAUGAGGUCCUCGCCAGGGUCCAUCUGCUCCAGGAGGACGUGGACGAGUUCGUGGGCAAAAAGACGGACAAGAGCUACCGCUGUCUGGAGGAGCUGCUCACCAAAGAGCUGCUGGUCCUGGACUCGGUGGAGACCAACGGCCAGGACGCCGUGCGCUCGGCCCGCAAGGAGGCCGUGCAGAAGAUCCAGGCCAUCCUGGACCGGCUGGAGAACAAGGCCUUUUAGAGGACACUUCUCGUCUGCGUUAACGAUUCUGUUUAUCACGUCCGGUUCGGUUAGCCGUAGCCGCGUUAUGCUGACUACAGAAAAUGCUAAUAUUAUUUUGCAGGUUAUCACACACACACACACACACACACACACACACACACACACACACACACACACACACACACACAGUCCCAUCAGCACACACACUGCCAUCUAAUCACCUGCUUCUUUUUCUAAUUCUAAUCUGUCUCUCUUUGACAUCCUGCUCCUUCUCAGUCCCGACUCCCGAGAAGCUAAUCGCGUUAGCGUAGCCGUCCACAACGAACCUGCGGGUGAAACGUAAAUGUUUUUGAGCGUAAAGCUGGCUGUAUCCUGUACGUUUGCUUACGAGUCUGAACGUCCGCCGCCAUCUUGGAUCUUGAGUUAUAAAUAACGAUCCGUGAGCUCAGAAGCAGAUGUUUAUGCGUAAAGCAAUAAAUAGUUAAGAUUUUUAUUAUUAUUAAAGUUCUAUGCCACCUGGUGUUAUUA